GCUUUCCCGGGAGCUCGGCGGUGAGUGCGAGCGCCCUUUUGCAGCAGCCGCGGCGGCUGCAGGCCGAGGGGGCGGAGAGGAGGGGGCCGCUCGGCCCGCCGGCUGGGGGGCGGUUUCCCCCCUCAAAACCGCUGGCAAAGUGCUCCGGGCAGCAGAAGCAGACAGCCAGCUCCGCGAAGCAAGCCGCUAGCCCCGGCGCUGAGCGAGAGCGCGGAGCUGCUGCGGGGCAGCGCCGCGGUUGCUGGCGGGCGCCGGUGCCCUGGGCGCGGGGCUUGGGCUCACCAUGCCCCUGCAGGGCCGGGGCGCCGGGCAUAAGCGGAUCCUCGGCUUGCCCCCGCCUCAGCGCGCUCGGAUUAGCUGCAGCCGGCGCCCAGGGAUUUGAAUCUGGACCCCGGGAGGGAGCGCGCCUACUCCGACCUCGGAGCGGCGGCCCCGCGGCCAACAUGCUUCGCAAAGGAUGCUGUGUGGAGCUGCUGCUGCUGCUGCUGGCCGGGGAGUUGCCCUUGGGCGGUGGCUGCCCACGGGACUGCGUGUGUUACCCGUCACCCAUGACAGUCAGCUGUCAGGCGCACAACUUUGCUGCCAUCCCCGAGGGCAUCCCGGAAGACAGUGAGCGCGUCUUCCUGCAGAACAACCGCAUCACCCUUCUCCAGCAGGGCCACUUCAGCCCCGCCAUGGUCACCCUGUGGAUCUACUCCAACAACAUCACCUUCAUCGACCCCAACACCUUUGAGGGCUUCGUGCACCUGGAGGAGCUGGACCUUGGUGAUAACCGUCAGCUGCGGAUGCUGGCGCCUGAGACCUUCCAGGGCCUGGUGAAGCUUCACGCCCUCUACCUCUACAAGUGUGGGCUCAGUGCCCUGCCGGCGGGCAUCUUUGGUGGCCUGCACAGUCUGCAGUACCUCUAUCUGCAGGACAACCACAUUGAGUACCUCCAGGAUGACAUCUUUGUGGACCUGGUCAACCUCAGCCACCUGUUCCUCCACGGCAACAAGCUGUGGAGCCUGGGCCAGGACACCUUCCGGGGCCUGGUGAACCUGGACCGCCUGCUGCUGCAUGAGAACCAGCUGCAGUGGGUGCACCACAAGGCUUUCCAUGACCUCCGCAGGCUGACCACCCUCUUUCUCUUCAACAAUAGCCUCUCCGAGCUGCAGGGCGACUGCCUGGCACCCCUGGAGGCCCUGGAAUUCCUCCGCCUCAACGGGAACCCCUGGGACUGCGGCUGCCGGGCGAGAUCCCUGUGGGAAUGGCUGCGGAGGUUCCGAGGUUCCAGCUCCGCUGUCCCCUGCAUGUCCCCCGAGGUGUGGCACGGCCAGGACCUGAAGCUGCUGAGGGCCGAGGACUUCCGGAACUGCACGAGGCCAGCGUCCCCACACCAGAUCAAGUCGCACACGCGCACCACCACCGACAGGGCUGCCCGCAAGGAGCACCACCUGCCGCACGGCCCCGGCAGGGACAAGGGGCACCCACACGGCCAUCUGCCUGGCUCCCGGCCGGGCUACAGGAAGCCAGGAAAGAACUGCACCAGCCACAGGAAUCGCAACCAGAUCUCGAAGGUGGACACCGGGAAGCAGGCCCAUGAGCUGCAGGACUACGCCCCGGACUACCAGCACAAGUUCAGCUUUGACACGAUGCCCACCACACGGCCGAAGAGGAAGGGCAAGUGUGCCCGCAGGACCCCCAUCCGUGCCCCCAGUGGGGUGCAGCAGGCCUCCUCAGCCACGUCCCUGGGAGCCUCGCUCCUGGCCUGGAUACUGGGGCUGGCGGUCACUCUUCGCUGAGGACCCAGGGCACUAGCACCUGUCCACCAAGGAACAGAAAUCCUUUUCUUCUUUUUUUUUAAAAAAAUGGAGGAUCUGAUGGGUUUCAGGAAAAGGCUGGUGGAGGCUUUGGCUGCUGCCUGGGCUCUGCUCGGUGGAUUAUAAACCCAAAGUGUACUGUCCCAGGUGGGAGGGGAUUAGCAUACAUCACUCAGCUAUCCCAGCCAGCCCCCACCAAGCACCCAUGGACAGUGUCCACUCUAGCAAGGCAGUAAAAGGCACGAAAAGUUAAUCCUUCGUUUGCUACGAUGGGACCAUUGCCCCCCAUGAGAGCUGGGCUCUGUGGACUCCUGAUCCUUUGGGGAGCCCUGAAGGGCCCCCACUGUUCCUGGAGGAAGCAGGACUCAGAAAAAUGACGGAGGUUCACUCAAGAGGCUGGGCAACCAGCAGUCUAGGAGCAUGUGAGUGGGUGGCAUCUUGGCUCUGACCUGGGGCCAUUUAGCCAACCUGCCCGGGGUCUAACCAUAUGCCACCUUCCGUGUCUCCCUCUGGGGUAACGCCUCUCAUUCCUGAUGUCUCAGGCAACCCUGGCAGCUCCAGGCCCAACGGCUGGGGUCCAAGAACGAAUUACCAAAGGAAAGGUCAUCAGAGGCUGAAAUUUAGAACGUCAUUAGGUGCAGGGAGGUUCCCACAGAAGGUGCAGUUUAUACUUAUGUCCACUUAUAUAUACACACACUCUCUCUACAUAUAUAUAUACACAAAUGCACAAGUUCCCUCGCCCCCACUCCGUUACCAAACUGUAUGUCUUAUAUGUUUAUAAACUAUAUGGAAAACUAUAUCUGCUGAACUAAGGAUUGUAUUGGUGAUUUCUAGCAAGAAAAAAGAGUUAUAGAAUUUUCGUCUAGAGUCCUAACCUGGUGACUAUAGCCCCCACGGGCCCUGGUCUUGCCAGGGGCCUGGAGAAGCUGUCAGUGGGGAGGGCCAGGGAGAAGGGAAGGCAGCAGGAGUCACAUCAGGGGACCAAUAUUCUUAGACAUUUAGAGCAUCACCUUGUUUUUUUAUAUGCAACACAGGCUUGUCUGUCACCCUGGCGCGCCCCAUCACCCUGACUGUAGUGACUAUUGGCGUCAGGGUGAGAAGCAAGAAGCAGCUUGGUGGAUAUUAGGGAGCCAGAGCCCUGGGGAUGGGCUGGACUGAGAAGGGGAAGGAAGGGGCUUUUGGUGUUUUAAGCCGGCAGGCGAGGCAGCGUUCCACAGUGUUAGUCCAAAGGGAUGGACCAUGUCGUCAGCGUAGCAUUUCGCCAGCCACGGUCCGGGGAGUCCAGAAAGACUCUGGAUAGGAGCCCAGGUUUCCAGCAUGGCUCAGCUGCUGGAUUUUUCCUUGAGGCUCUUUGAUGGGCGUCCCAUCGAGGGCCCUGUGUAGGGUGGCAGGAAGAAAAGCACCAGGCGGCCUUGGCAGAAAAGGACCGAAGAGGGCACUUCAAGAACCAUCUCAGGCACUUCCGCAUGACAGAGACCCCAGCCCACCAGCCCUUCUGGAAAUGCCUGGGGAGGGGCAGAGCUUAGGGGGCCAGACUCAGGGGCCAGGAGUGGGUCAGGGAGUGGAGCAGGCAAACCCGGCCAAGGGAGGAGGGGCUCCAGUCAAAAUCAGCCCUGCUGUACCCUGUGGGCACAGUCUCCGCACUUUGCACAAACCCAAAUUCCCCACCAGAGAGCAUUUGUGUGAGGAGCGAGAAACGCUGAAUCCAAUUAAGAGAGAAAAAUAAUAAUAAUAAAAAAAAAUUCUCUUGGA
This is a messenger RNA of Loxodonta africana (African savanna elephant), 3551 nucleotides long. It is a transcript of the gene RTN4RL1, whose product is annotated as reticulon 4 receptor like 1. NCBI's taxonomy places the organism in Eukaryota, Metazoa, Chordata, Mammalia, Proboscidea, Elephantidae. The record is from RefSeq and is a predicted model, not a curated record. The transcript is spliced from 2 exons. Gene Ontology annotation, molecular function: protein binding. The coding region runs from base 444 to 1781 and encodes 445 amino acids.